Molecule: messenger RNA, 1755 nt
Organism: Eremothecium cymbalariae DBVPG#7215
Lineage: Eukaryota; Fungi; Ascomycota; Saccharomycetes; Saccharomycetales; Saccharomycetaceae
Gene: ATP25
Product: Atp25p
Exons: 1
Coding region: 1-1755 (584 amino acids)
Biological process (GO): mitochondrial gene expression; mitochondrial proton-transporting ATP synthase complex assembly; mRNA stabilization
Cellular component (GO): mitochondrion
Source: RefSeq, a predicted model, not a curated record
AUGCUAAGGCUUACUCGUGGUUAUAUACUGCCUUCUAGGAGGUUGUUUUUAUGUGCUACCGCCGUUUCCUUUCGUUCCAGCAUCAGAAUAUCAUUUUAUUCUACAAAAAACGGCGAUGAUGCUGCUGAUCCGCCCAAAUCCUCGGCUCCCAAACCGUGGUAUUUGCAACAGACCUCCAACGAAUCCAGAAUUGAUACUUCAUCUCCAUUUAUUGGUCAGGUGCAGCUACCGAAGACCGCCGUACCAACGACUAUUACCAGCAUAACGGCGUAUCUUCGGGAUAAACUGGGUAUGACAGACAUUGUGUGUUUCAAGACUUCGGAAUCACAUAGGCCUAGUGUUAAAUCAGGUUAUAUUAUUAUAUGUUCGGCUAAAUCGAAUAGGCAUGGUGCACGUAGUGUGGUUGAGUUGAUGAAGUUUGUGAAAACGGAAUAUGAUGUCUUGCCAACGAAGGAGGGUGGGAUCUCAGCACAAGAAAUGAGAAAGAGGUAUAGGCGUAUUCAAAGGCGGGGGACCCUAUCCACUGCUAGUGUUAUGAAUGGUACUGAUAGUGACUGGUAUUUGGUAGAUUGUAAAGUGAGGGAUAGUGAGGGCGGCAUAUAUGUCCAUAUACUGACGACGGGGCGACGGGAGGAAUUGAAUCUCGAGGAGCUAUAUUGCACACAGGAGGAAAAACAACUUUACAUAAAAACGCCGAAAACUAGUGAUGACACUAUUUCCUUUGAUUCUGAUGACGAUAACGUACUUGCUGGGCUGAAGAGAUUGGCAUUGAAGAAUUCUAGAAGGUAUUAUUCAACCAGUGCUUCUGCCAGUCCCGGUUCUAGUUUAUUAUAUGAUACUUUAUCUGUGCAGGAUUAUGAUGCGGCUAACGAGGCUGGAGGUGAGCUCCGAGAUGUCGUGAAGGCAUUGGGGGAUUUAUCCCAAAACACUGCUAUUAAUACAACAAAAUGGAUCGAGAUAUUUGAAUCGCGUUGGCCCUUUGUUGAUUUAACAGAGACUCAUUGGCAGUUGAGAUGGGAAUUUUACGAAAUGCUCUUUUUGAAUAAGCUUAAUAAGUGCUAUACAGCCCUAGAUAAUGGUGUGAGUUCACUGUGCGAACCUUUUUCAGAGUUACGGCGCAGUGUUGAUGAUCUAUUAAAACAUUUUUCUUUGAAGCAGUCAAUGAAUGGCGUGCUAACUCGAGAAGAGCUUCUUUCGAUGUUAGAUGUUAUAAACGCACAAAUUGACGUCUCUAAAAGUUUCAAAAACAUGCAUUUCGUGCCCAAUGAAAUGGUUGUAGUAUUGCUGAACCAUUAUCGGCAUAAUAAUGCUGAUAUCUUUACUGACGAGGGGGUUUUAUUGCGUAUAUUGCAAAGCAUGGAUAAUUCACAAGCAAAGCCAUAUGUCUCCUAUGAGUUUAUUAAUUUUAUUGUAAAUUCAGGAUCUGAUACCCGCAAUGUGAUACUCCUGUGCAUUGAAAUCUUUUCAAAGAAUAAAGACUGGAAGAAACUGCUAAGCUUAAUUUUCAAUCGUUCCUCUCCAACUCACUGUGCCGACCCGGAGGUCUGGACAGCACUAUUAGAAUCUGUGGUUGAGAAUGGUGACCAGCACAUUAUAAGCACACUGUUAGACAAGGGGUAUCUCUUGUGGCUGAAGCGCCACAAAUUACAUGUCAAGGGUCAUGAUAGACUGAAUGCGGCGCUUACUGAGCUGUUCCGCAAGGCCGGAGUUAUCACCAACAGGCAUCAGGACCUGUGUAAAUAUCUAUUAAACUAG